Molecule: messenger RNA, 1980 nt
Organism: Felis catus (domestic cat)
Lineage: Eukaryota; Metazoa; Chordata; Mammalia; Carnivora; Felidae
Exons: 6
Coding region: 798-1511 (237 amino acids)
Source: RefSeq, a predicted model, not a curated record
AUCUCUUAGGAAGGUUUUCUUUUGUUCCCUGUCUCCCUUCCACUUCCCCACCACCUGUCCCUAGGGAGGACCCACCACCUGUGUAGUGGUUUUGACUCGCCCACAGCGCCCCCAUAGGGCGACUCUCAGACCGUCAUACACCGCCUUUACUGUACUGAUUCCUUCACACCUAUUCACCUGCUUGGAAACAGCAGCGAUGAUUCCGUGUCCGUAUCCCUGCACACAGCAAAAUACUAACAACGCACUUAAUGGAUGAAUGGGUUUGGAUUCCAAGUCCACUUACUAGCACCACUUUCUUGGGCAAGUUCUUUCCUCGUGAAGACCCGGGUUUCCUUCUCUGUGAGAUGGGGAGACUAACAACCACCUCCCUCGUCGUUGUGAGGAAUCAAGGGGGUAACACUUGUGACGGGCACGGCAGCACACUGGAGGCACGCAGUAGGUCCACAGGUCAGAUUCAGUGACUCUCUCCCAGACCCGCCGACAGAUGGAAGGAGCCUAGCCUCUGUGCGGCAGGGGCGCCGGGAGGGUUCGCUGCCCCCACGGUACCGCUCCGCAUUCCUGGCUGUCCCUUAAACCCAUUCCCUCAGGGACCUGUCCUGUAACCUGAGGCUCAGAUGCUGCUUACAAGGCAGAUCUCAGGGAGGGAGGAGAAGGGAAGCGCUUCGGGCUGGUAAUCGGUCACUGAAACCUCAGUGUGAACUAGUCCCCCAUCAUCCUUCCAAUGGAGGAGUGAGGUAGACGGGACAGUGAGGCAGGGGUGGGGAUGGAAUAAGGAGAGGGUGAGGAGGGCGUUGGGAAUGUUGGGGCGCAGAAGAAUCCGGAGCGGCUGCCUGGUACACGGGAAACAUUGCCAAAGUCAGAGAGAGAUCAGGGUUCAAGUCUGGACUUUUCCAGCUGCUGGAAGUGUGGCUGGAGGCAAGCUCCAGGAAGGAAAGGGUGAAACAUUCCACGGUCCCCUAGAACGCUGGGAGAGAACACCGCCUCCCGGUCUGGACCGCCCCAGGGGGAAGGCCGGUGCCUUGGACCCCGAUCCCAGCACCCCGCUGACCUAUUCUCGCUUUGCAGUGAGAAGGAGCUCUAAAGACCACUCUGCCGCAGGCCCCGGCCAGCAGGUCCCAGUCGGCCUGCUCCUGCUGCUGAGAUCCGCAGCCUGCGCCCCUCUCCCGGGCACUCCACGCCCCAGGCACUGCCCUGUGUGCCCCGUCCAGGGUGGCCCCCAGGCCCGAUUGAAAAAGGAAGGCACAGGUGUUGAAGCAAUUCCCCGGAGGUCAUGGAGCUUUCGGAUUGUUCUCUUCAGCACAACAGAGUUCUGGCCUGGAGGCACCCUGCCCCAGCCCUCAGGGGCCAGAGAGCAGUCUGGAAGAUGGCCACACCCAGGCGGAUCUGGCCACAGGCCCCGAGGCAGGGCCUCAGGCGGCUGGACUACACAUGCAGGCAGAGGCGUUCUUUGUGUGAGGAGACACAGACCCACUGAAGGAUUGCAUGAGCCCAAAGAAAUUUCAGACACCUAAUGACUUGAGAGGGUCACCGAAGCAAAGAAAAGUUGCCAAAGAUCGGAGAAAGACAGAAGCAUGUGAUUCCUGAAUUAAGAAGUUCUUCACGCCCCUAUUCCAGACCUCCUGCCUGCCUGGGCUCCCAUGCAAGCCCUCGUGCUCAAUGACUCCCUACAUGCCUUCGGCGAAGAGUGGCAUAGACCCAUUUCCACAAGUCAUGGCAUAGAUCCAUUUCCCCCACACUGGCAACUGGCACCAGGGAACCUCAUCGUCUUAGCACCUUUUGCCUGGAUUUCUGCAAGGUCUAGGUCUCGUAUGGAAGUCAUGAGACAAGACCAUUGUACUCCUAGCGCUUAAGGUAGAGACAGACACGCAGCAGGUGCUCACGGCUUCUCAACUGCCUCCCUAUUGCCGAUGGCCAACCAGCGACGGCCCGACGGCAAAGAUUUUACCACCGUUGGCCGAGUAUGAAUUGUGAGCCAGCAUG